AUGCUUUCCGCGCUCGGCGCAAGCUCCAAAACCGUGCUGCGCGCGGAUGUGCAGCCAUGUGCGCCAUGCCACGCUCACCGCUUCGACUCCGCCCACCACCUCCCAGCAAUUGCACUACUCUCGCAUUCCGCUGCCCCGCAAGCGCACCAACUGCGCGCGCUCAGGUCCUCCGCCGCGCCCUUCCCACCCGGGAGCCGCGCGGACAGGGGGCGCAGGUCCGCGGUUGUUCGCGCGAGCGCCGAAGCGGAGACUCCGCAGAGCGAGCGGCUCCAAUUGAACGGCUCGGUGCUGCGCGCAGACCCGCUGUGGUCCGCGGUGACGGAGCAGGUGGCGAUUGGCGGGAGCGUCACGACGGCAAGCGCGGAGGAUGUGCGCGCGCUGCAGACGCAGUUCGGCAUGACGGCCGUCGUUAACGUCGAGGAGGAGAGCGCGAUGAAGGCGCGCGGCAGCAGCUGGGACGAGGAGCGGCGGCGGCUGGAGGAGCAAGGCGUGGUGGCCGUGUGGGUGCCCGUCAAGGAGCACGACGCCACGGAGCAGGCGCUGAUGCUGCCGCAGGUGGUGCGCGUGGUGGCAGCGCUGGUGGCGGCGGGGCACACGGUGCUGCUGCAGUGCUCCGCGGGCGACCGCAUCUCGCCGCUCAUCGCCAUCGGAUACCUCAUGUUCGUGCGCGCCAUGCCCGCGGACGCCGCCUCGGCGCUGGUGGCGGAGAGGCGCGCCGGCAUCAGCCCGCCCAUGGGCGUGCUCACGGAGGCGAUGGAGAAGGUGUUGGCGGGGGCGACAGCGCGCGUGAUAGAGAUCGCGGAGAGCAACUACCGCCAGCGCGUGCGCACGGGGCAGCCAGGCGACUCCAACUCCGACUGGGUGCAAGCCCAGCGAGCCUACAUCAACGAAGCCUUUGCCAAGUGGCUCGCUGCUGACGUCAGCUUCGCAGAGUCUAUCGCCCAGGCGGCGGAGCGCAAGGCGAGGGAGCAGCAGGCAGCAGAGGAGGCGGAGCGGAGGGCUGCUGGUCCCGCCAAGCGCCUGCUGACGCCCAUCCGCUGGAGCGACUCCGCCAAGGCCCCCGCGCCCGCGCACUCCGCCCCCCCCGCGGCGGCGGGCGCGGGCGGCAGCAGCGAGGCGCUGGCGGCGGCGAACCGGCGCGUGGCGGCGCUGAGCAAGGAGCUGGAGGGGGUGACGCGCGUGGCGGACGAGCAGGCGGCGACGCUGCAGCGCGCGGGGCAGCAGGUGGCGGAGCUGACGGGGCAAGUGGAGGCGCUUCAGCGCAAGGAGCGCCUGUACACGGAGGCGCUGGCGCAGGCCAACGAGCGCAUGGAGCUGCUGGGGGAGCGCAUGCGCGCCGUGGAGCAGGAGGGGCGCGCGGAGAAGGAGCGCUUGGAGGGGGAGGUGCGCACGCUGCGCGCGCGCGUGGAGGCGGACGAGCAGCGCGGGUCGCGCGCGGCGACGGUGAUUCAGGGGCUGCGCAUGGAGCUGCAGGCCGCCAAGGACGAGGUGAAGGAGCAGUGGGCGGCGGUGACGCGCGCGGAAAAGAGCAUUGAAGCGCUCACCACGCGCGUUAAGGAGGAAGAGCAGCGCGCGCAGCGCGCGGAGGCGGCGGCGCUGGCGGCGGAGGAGGACAAGCGGCGCGCGUUGAAGGAGCUGGAGGGGGCGAAGGGCGAGAGCGUGAGCGAGUCGGCGGAGGCGCGCGAGCGCAUGGCGGCGCUGAGCGCGCAGGUGGCACAGCUGAGCGAGCGGCUCAAGGCGGCGACGGGCGUGGCGGAGAAGGCGACGGGGCGCGCGGACGUGCUGGAGAAGCAGGUGGCGCAGCUGGAGGCGCGCGCGCGCAAGGCGGAGGAGCAGGAGGCGGUGUCCGCGCGCGCAGCGGCGCUGCUGACGGAGCAAGUAAAGACCCUGGAGGGCAGCGCGGCGGAGGCGGGCGCGCGCGUGGGGCAGCUGAGCGGCGAGCUGGAGCGGCUGCGCAUGCGCGAGGCGGAGCGCGCGGCGGAGGGCGUGGCGAGCGGGGAGCGCGCGAAGCAGCUCAUGGCGCUGGUGAAGGAACUUUCUGAGAAGGAGGCGCGGCAGCGCGCGCGCACAGAGCAGAUGGAGGCGAAGCUGGCAGAGCUGCGCAACCAGGACUCGGAACUGGCGUCGCGUGCUGCUGUGUUCUCCGCCCAGAUGGAGGAGAUGGCCCGCCAGCUGGCGCGGCUGAACGCGGAGCUGGCAUUCGCAGAGGGGCGCGAGGGCGAGGUGCAGGAGGCGUGGCGCGCGCAGCUGGGGGCAGCGAGCGACGUGAUGGGCGCCAUGGGAGCCGAGGCAGCAGCGCUGGCGGCAGAGAGGGGCGUGGAGAUGGAGAUGGAGCAGGCCGAGGGGCAACCGGGCGAGCUGCUCAGGGUGCUGAUGCAACGAGUGAGCAGUGAGGCGGCGGCAGUGAGGGAGCGCAGUGCGCGGCUGAUAGAGGAGACGCACCACAUGCGCCACCAGCUCGACCAAGCCCGCACCCAGGUGCAGGAGGGGGGAGCAGCACAGAACGAUGAGAGUGCAGCAGCACGCCUAAAGGAGUACGUGGAGGCAGCGGAGGCGAUGGCGGUGGAGCAGAAGCAGAAGCUGGUGGACCGCGUGCACUCGCUGCAGUGGCUGCUUGGCGCCACCAUCGCCCUCGCCGUCAUCAUCCCUGCCACCGCCUUCUACUCUUUCUUCACUGAUGACUCACAUGCCACCCAGGUGGAGAUGCUGAGGUCGCGCCUGGCAGCAGCAACGAGCGGGCGGCAGGAGCUGGAGAGCGCAGCGGUCAAGGCGGAGGCGAGCAAGCGGGCAGCCCUGAGCGCAGUGCAGACCCUGGAGAAGGUGGUGGAGGCGCAGCGCGGGUCCGUGGAGCGCCUACAGGCACUCAUUCCCCUCGUGGCGCCCUCCAUCCAGUCAGAGCAGGCAGCACGCUUCUGUGCCAACGUGCCUGUGGAGUACCAGUCUGCGGUUACCCAGCGAUUCUGCUCCGAUAUUGUGCCCCCCUCCGACUCUGCACCGCCUGCUACAGCACCGGACACCUGA
Closterium sp. Yama58-4 is the source of this 3021-nucleotide messenger RNA. The record is from the annotation of a GenBank genome assembly. NCBI's taxonomy places the organism in Eukaryota, Viridiplantae, Streptophyta, Zygnematophyceae, Desmidiales, Closteriaceae.